Molecule: messenger RNA, 4785 nt
Organism: Sebastes umbrosus (honeycomb rockfish)
Lineage: Eukaryota; Metazoa; Chordata; Actinopteri; Perciformes; Sebastidae
Product: probable serine/threonine-protein kinase kinX
Exons: 36
Coding region: 333-4649 (1438 amino acids)
Cellular component (GO): sarcoplasmic reticulum; membrane
Molecular function (GO): signaling receptor binding
Source: RefSeq, a predicted model, not a curated record
UGUCAGUGUGGGGGGGGGGGUCCAUAGCCUCCGUCAGUCAAAGGGCAAACACUGUGUCCGUCCGUCAGUCCGUCUCCCCAGCCUCAUCCACCGGGACCAGAGUCUCAGACCAACUCAGACCCAAGAAGAGUUUCUGACUUCUGGAGGAACAGAGAGCAGAUUUCAGUCCAGAGAACGGAGAGAAAGGUUCCAGGUUCACCGGGUUCACCAGGUCUCCCCAGCAGGAACUAAACAGUGGGAUUAAAACACACAGAGGAGCUGAGGAAUAAAUAUCUGUUUUCAUGGCAACGUGAUCGGCACUGAGGAUCUACCGCCGGUUCUACCGUCAGACUAUGACUGAAACAGUUGGAGCGCGGUCGUCGACCACCACCACCACCAUCAUGGUCAUCGACCGGAACGUAGACGCCGGGGCGGCGUCGGGGCGAGGGCCCAAGAAGACGUUUACAGAAGACCUCCACUCGACCUUCAGCUCCCCGCUGGCCUGGAUCCUGGUUCUGGCUCUACUCAUCACAUGGUCUUGUGUUUUUGUCAUCAUGUUUGACCUGAUGGACUACAGGACCGUUUCAGGUCGCCCACCUCCUGUCGUCAGGAAGGUUUUAAAGGAUUCAGGCCGUAGAGGAGGCCUCAGCAGGAUCGGCUCGGACCCCAUGAAGGCGGUGAACGACGCCGUGGAGGAAUCCACCAACGUCAUCAGCGUGAUGUUGAAAUUUGUUUCCAACCUGGUCGCUCCUGCAGAAGACGAAGGAAAUCUAUACGCAGUGAGAAAAAAAGGAGAAUUUCUACCCUCUCGAAGUAAAGUCAUAGGGAUGCAGGCUCAGACCAAACAACCAGUGAUUGAAGUGGUGGAGGAGGAAGAGGAAGAGGAGGAGGAGGUGGGAGAGGAAGAGGGAGACAAAGUGGAGGCUGCUGGAGAGGAGGAGGAGGAGGAGGAGGAGGAGGAGGAGCAGGAGCAGGAGCAGGAGGAGGAGUACGCAGAUGAGGAGGAAGAGGAGGAGGAUGACGAGGAGGAGGACGACGAGGAGGAGUAUGAAGAGGAUUAUGAAGAGGAGUAUGAUGAGGAGUAUAAACAAUAUUAUGAGGAGGAAGCUGAAGAGGAGGAUGAGGAGGAGGAGGAAGGAGUGGAGGAGGACGAGGAGGAGGAAGAAGAGGAGGAGGAGGAGGAGGAGGAGGAAGGAGUGGACGAGGAGGAAGAGGAAGAGGAGGAGGAGGAAGAAGAGGUGGGGGCAGAACUUGAGGACGAGGAGGAAGAGGAAGAGGAGGAGGAGGAAGAAGAGGUGGGGGCAGAACUUGAGGACGAGGAGGAAGAGGAAGAGGAGGAGGAGGAAGAAGAGGAAGAAGAGGAAGCAGCAGAAGGAGUUGAAGAAGAGGAGGAGGAGGAGGAGGGAGGUGAAGCAGCUGCUGAUGAAGAGGAUGAUGAGGUGAAGGAAGCGGAGGAGGAGGAAGAGGAGGUGGAGCGAGAUGAGGAUGAAGACGAGGAAGAUGAGAAGGAACCUGAAGCAGCUGCAGCUGAGAUUGAAGAAGAUGAUGAUGAUGAAGAUGACAUGAAAGAGGCUGACAAAGAUGAUGAAGAGGUGCCUGAACCUGCAGCUGCUGAGGAUGAUGAAGAUGAUGAAGAUGUUGAAGAGGUGCCUGAACCUGCAGCUGCUGAGGAUGAUGAAGAUGAUGAAGAUGUUGAAGAGGUGCCUGAACCUGCAGCUGCUGAGGAUGAUGAAGAUGAUGAAGAUGAUGAAGAAGAGUCUCCUGAACCUACCCCCCCGUCUGAGGAUGAAGAGUCUGGCGCUCCCGUUGACGUCAGAGACGGUGACGAAGACGUAGUCCUGCCUGACGAAGAUGAUGAAAAAGACGAAGACGACUCCAGUGACGAUGCCUUCACUGACACCUCAGACGUCAGUGAAUCUGCACUUCUCUCCAGUGAGGAGGAGGAGGAAGAGGACGACGAUGAAGACGAUGAAGACGACAGAUUAGCGGAGGGCGUCCCGACGUCUGACAGCGAUGAUGUCAUCGCAGGAGACAGCGAUGAAGACCUGGAGCUCGAUCUUCCUCCUGUUCCUGCUGCCAUUGAGGAUGAGGAAGAUGAGGAAGAUCAUAAACCUGCUGAAGAGGAAGAUCUUCCUCCUCUACCUGUUUUUGAGGAAGACGAUGAUGAAGAGCUGGACCAAUCAGACGAGGACGUCUCCGUCGCCUCUUCUGAGCACUUUGCAGACGAUGAAGAUGAUGACGAAGACAGCGACCUCAAAGACGAAGACCUGGACUUUGACCUUGACAAAGACGUCCACGUUGACGUCGACGUCGACGGUGACAGACCUGAUGAUGUCACUGAAGAAGACGAUGAUGAAGAGGAGGAGGAAGAGGAAGUGGACGUCCCUCCCUUUGAGAGCACAGACAGCGGAGUCUUAGGCGAUGAAGAUGAUGACGACAUUGAUCCUACAACUGAUGAAGAGACUGUCUUCAGUGAUGACAUCAUCUAUGACACAAGCGACGACGAUGACGAUAAGGAUGAUGAAGAUAUCGAUAGCAGCUCGUUUGAGUUCACCUUCGAUCAAGACGAUGAAGAUGAAGAUGAAGAUGUCCCAUCGGAGUCCUUAGCUAGGGAGGACGAAGAAGACGAUGAUGAUGAUGAUGACAUCCUGCUAGCAGCUGCCACUGCAGCGUUCACUGUCCAGGAGGAGGCGGUAAAGACUGAGGCAGACGAGGAAGAGGAGGAGGAUGAGGAGGAUGAUGAGGAAGAGGAAGAGGAUGCGGAAGACGUCAAACAGGCUGCUGAUGAAGACAAGCCUGAGGAUGCUGAAGCAGAAACAGUUGCCUCAGUCACCACUCAGCCUGCUGCUGCUGAGGAGGACGAUGAUGAUGAUGAUGAUGAUGAGGGGGAGGACGAAGAGCCGACAGCUGGACUAAAGAAAACAGUAGACGAGCCUGAAGACAGAGAAAAGGAGGAGGACGAUGAAGACGACGAUGAGGAGAAGGCCAUGGUGGAUGUGAUCAAACCUGUACCUGAACCUGAGGAGGAAGAAGCACCAAAGACUGAACCCACAGUGUGUCCUUGUAUGACCUCUGCAAAGGUCAAAGAGACCGCCACCAAGACAGCAGACAGAAAAGAUGCUGUUAGAAGAGUUUCAGCUGUGAGGAGGAGAAAAGAGCGUGAAGCUGUGAAGACCGAUGAAAAGCCAAAACGGAAAGCUCUGCCCAGAAUUGCAGCUCUGGAGCCAAAAAUCCGGCGGAUCAAGAGACUUCCUGCUCUCCUCAGAGCCAAGAGAGUGGAAAAGAGUCCCACCAAGACGGACAGGAAAGAGACAGAGACGAAGAAACAAGAGGAGGUCCCAGAAUCGGGACAUGAAGUUGGUCCAUGCCGUCCUGCUCCAGUCUACUGCCCGUCCCCACCUGGCUGGUACGUUCAUCACGUGGUCACAGACAACCCGUACCCUCCUCCGACCAUGUCAGCUCCGUCUGCUCCGGUUCUGACUGCUCACCCGGUCCAUCCCGGAGCUCCACCGCUGCAGCCUCUUUAUCAGCAGCCGCUCUACGCCCAGUACCAACCGUAUCAACCCAUGCAGCCAGUGAUGCAGCCCCAAGCAGAACCAGUACAGCCAGUACAGCCAGAGGCCACAGAGCGAGAGGCUCCAGUCCAGCCUGAGAUCCAGAGUCCAGCUGCUGAAGCUCAGCCGGCUGGAGCUCCGGUCCACGAACCAGAGACUGUUGAGGAGGAAGUGAAGGCUACCUCCACCAAGAAAGCAGCAAAGAAGAAAAGCAAGGCUGCUGAAACAGAAAAAGAGACAGCAGCAGCAGCCAGACAGACAACAAAGAAAGACGCUGCAGCUGCCAAAGACAAAACCAAAGCUGCUGCUGCAAAGAAAGAACCAACAGCAAGAAAAGAGAAAACCAAACCUACUGCAGCUGCUAAGAAAGAGAAAACUGUAAAAGAGAAAACCAAACCUGCUGUAGCUGCUAAGAAAGAGAAAGCUGUAAAAGAGAAAACCAAAAGUCCUGCAGUGGCUGCUAAGAAAGAGAAAACCAAACCUGCUGCAGCUGCUAAGAAAGAGAAAGCCGUUAAAGAGAAAACCAAACCUGCUGCAGCUGCUAAGAAAGAACCAGCCGUUAAAGAGAAAACCAAACCUGCUGCAGCUGCUAAGAAAGACGCUGCAGCAGCGCCACACAAGAGGAGAUCAGCAGAAUCGGGGGUAGGGAGUAAAGUGAAGACUUCUAGAGCCCAGAAAGAACCAGAACCAGAACCAGAACCAGAACCACGUCCACAGCCCAUCAGACUGAGAUCCAGACUGGAAGCUGUGAGGAGGACAAACGUCACCUCUGAGGCGAAGGAAGGGAAACCUGCCAGAGCUCCGUCUCAACCAGGCAAAGCUGAGAAGAAAUCUGUCAAAGAAGCUCAAGAUAAAGAGAAACAACCUUCACACGCCAAAGAGGCUCAGACUGACGACAACAUCACAGAGAAGAAGAAACCAGGCCAGAGAUACUUCCAGUGUAUCUACGUCCCCGGGAAAAAUGCACAGUACCCCCUACGACCUUUCACCCCGGCCAUGUCCCCCGCCAUGAUGUCCCCCGCGAUGAUGUCCCCCGCCCUGCGGUCCAUGAUGGAGCAGCAGCAGCAGCAGCAGCAGCAGCAGCAGCAGCGGGCGGCGAGGGCGUCGGGCCGAUAGGACGACAUGAACUCUGUCCUCACGUCUGACAGCACUGCGUCCCCUCUGUCCUCCAGCAGGGGGAGACCUCUUAAAUCUGAGGACGAACCACAGACAGAGAAGAGUGGACUCUACAGUAUACUACAGUAAACUACUA